Messenger RNA from Phragmites australis (common reed), 2404 nucleotides. Its product is annotated as protein NRT1/ PTR FAMILY 8.3-like. The transcript has 5 exons. Gene Ontology annotation, molecular function: transmembrane transporter activity. NCBI's taxonomy places the organism in Eukaryota, Viridiplantae, Streptophyta, Magnoliopsida, Poales, Poaceae. The record is from RefSeq and is a predicted model, not a curated record. Gene Ontology annotation, biological process: transmembrane transport; oligopeptide transport. Bases 426 to 2189 code for a protein of 587 amino acids. Gene Ontology annotation, cellular component: membrane.
CCGAGCCGAACUCAUGGCUGUCACUCCCCCAGCCACACCCGAAGGCCCGAACCAACGCCGGCACGAAACCCAGCUCCCAAAAGAGCCCGAAACGCAAAUCAACCGAGCGCCGGAACAGCAGCGGGGCGCCAGUGCCGUGUCCUUCACUCGUUUGGAACCCUGAAACGUAUCCAGAUGACCAGAUCUACACGCGAUACCUUCCUUCUAAUCCAAACUCCCCAACUUCCAUAAGUACGACUCCCGAGAUUCCACCUUGCAGGAUUGGACCUGCCGUUCUCCUUCCUCGCCAAAAAAGAAAGAAAGAAAGAAAGAAAAGAAACUGUUGUUCUUGCUCCGGUCAGGCGAAAGAUUGGACUGGCCACGGCUCGAUCCGGCGUGUUCUCUGGUUGAGCCGUCUCUGGGGUUAGCUUCGCCGGGAGCGGUCCAUGGCCAGCGCGGAGCGCGAGCAGGAGGCCGCGCUGGAGCAGGGGCUCCUCGCGCCGGAGGAACCCAACCAACUAACAUACACUGGAGAUGGAUCAGUUGACUUUUCUGGAAAUCCUGUUGUGAAGGAACGAACUGGUAGAUGGAAGGCAUGCCCAUUCAUAUUAGGAAAUGAAUGCUGUGAACGGCUGGCCUAUUAUGGCAUCUCUACAAACCUUGUGACUUACUUGACAAAAAGGCUACAUGAUGGCAAUGCCUCUGCUGCUCGCAAUGUGACCACAUGGCAGGGAACUUGCUAUCUGACUCCCCUUAUUGGAGCAAUCCUGGCUGAUGCAUACUGGGGGAGGUAUUGGACAAUUGCAACAUUCUCCACAAUAUACUUCAUUGGGAUGACAGUACUGACCCUUUCAGCAUCAGUUCCUAUGCUCAUACCUCCAUCCUGUGAAGGAUCAUUUUGCCCACCAGCAAGCCCUUUUCAAUAUACUGUCUUUUUUCUUGGUCUUUAUUUAAUUGCCCUUGGCACUGGUGGAAUUAAGCCAUGCGUCUCAUCCUUUGGAGCGGAUCAAUUUGAUGAUACAGACCCAGUUGAGCGAAUCCAGAAGGGUUCUUUCUUUAAUUGGUUCUAUUUUUCAAUAAACAUUGGUGCUCUUAUUUCAAGCAGCUUUCUGGUUUGGAUGCAAGACAACGUAGGAUGGGGACUGGGCUUUGGCAUUCCAACAGUAUUCAUGGGGUUGGCAAUCAUAAGCUUCUUUUGUGGCACACCACUUUAUAGGUUCCAAAAACCAGGAGGUAGUCCUAUUACACGAGUAUGCCAGGUGGUUGUUGCCUCUUUGUGCAAGUGGAAUGCACAUGUCCCAGAGGACAGCUCGCUCUUGUAUGAACUACCUGAUGGGGUGUCAGCAAUUGAGGGGAGCCGGCAAUUGGAGCACACUGAUGAACUCAGAUGUUUGGAUAAGGCUUCUACAGUUACUGAUCUUGAUGUGAAAACAGAUGAUUUCACCAACCCAUGGCGGAUAUGCACUGUCACCCAGGUGGAAGAAUUGAAGAUACUGGUAAGGAUGUUCCCUAUCUGGGCAACAACGAUAGUGUUUUCUGCUGUAUAUGCUCAGAUGUCCACGAUGUUUGUGGAACAAGGGAUGGUGCUUGACCCAUCCUUGGGUUCCUUCAAGAUUCCUCCAGCAUCUCUAUCUACUUUUGACACACUAAGCGUCCUUGUAUGUGUCCCGAUCUACGAUUACAUAUUGGUUCCAAUAGCUAGGAGAUUCAAUGGCAACGAGAGGGGCUUUACAGAGUUGCAGAGGAUGGGCAUUGGCUUGGUAAUUUCCAUCAUAACAAUGUCAGUAGCGGCAGUCCUUGAGAUCAAGCGGCUGGCAAUUGCCAGGGAUGAACAUUUGGUGGAUCAGAAUGUCCCAGUUCCACUGAGCAUAUUCUGGCAAAUUCCUCAGUAUUUCUUGGUUGGUUUAUCAGAGAUAUUCACAUUCAUCGGGGCACUCGAGUUCUUCUAUGAUCAAUCUCCAGAUGCCAUGAGAAGUCUCUGCAGUGCGCUGCAGCUCCUCACAACGGCGUUCGGGAAUUAUCUCAGCACAUUUAUUUUGACAAUGGUUGCAUACUUCACAACAAGAGGAGGUAAUCCUGGAUGGAUCCCUGAUAACUUGAAUGAAGGGCAUCUCGAUUAUUUCUUUUGGCUGCUUGCUGGCCUCAGUUUUCUAAACUUGGUCAUAUACAUCAUCUGCGCCAACAAAUAUAAAAGCAAGAAAGCAGCUUGAGCUCUGGGUGUCAUCAUGGACGGUGCACUUCAAAAUCUGUUUAUAUGUUUCUUACCACAUGAACUCGCUGAGACUUAAUAAGUUAACCAUCUGUAUUUCAGGGGGGUGUCAUCUUCCCAUUGUCGAGUAUUUUUUUUAGUAUGUCAAGUUGAUUAAACAUUCACACUUCCAAUUUCUGUAUAUUCUUAUUUAUCAGAAGCCGUUGCGGAAUGUAG